ACUGUUUAUUUCCACUCGCUUGUACGAAGUGGAUCACGAAGAGUGCACAGCAACGCCCACAAUUAACGCAAAGAAACUGAUAUAUUGGGAUCACGUUUUAGUUCUUACAUAGACAUUACACUUUUUUUUUUGCUAUGUACUCUUACGUCCCUUUAUUAGACCUUCGCAUCCUGAAGUGACAAACUCCUCUCUUACAUCGUCUUCAGUGAGGUCGACGACGUGAGCGCCACACAGCCACAAGUUCAUUCCACUCGCGGAGUCGUGAUGGUCGCAGCUUUCUGAACUUCUGGGGCUACAGAUGAUUUUGCAGAAGAGCCAAAAUCGAAAACCAACAAAGAGAAGAACUUAAGUGCAGGAUCGUUGUCACCACACAGAAGUUCACUUCACGGUUUCUCAAGUCACAUGGUGAACAAGUGAUUACUGGAUUGAGCUGGUCACUAGAGACCGUCUGUAAAACAGCUUUGAACAACAAUCGUCGCUGAACUUUAGCUAUGUCGGUGUCAGACUACCCUUUAAUCUCCUCCCCAGUCUCCACAAAUAUCUUUGACCAAACAUAUCAAUACGACACGGACUUAGAAAACGAGUACGAGUCUUUCAGAAGAGCAGUAUUCAACAGUUUGCAAAUAAUACUUUCCUUGCAAGCAGUCCUCAUCGUCGCAACAAACCUUUUCCUGCUCGUUGUCAUCCUCUCCAAGUCGGCACUACGGAGUCGCCUUCGCAACCAACUGCUGAUCAGCAUGGCGGCCUCAAAUCUCACAGACGGCAUCUUCAACAUUCCUUUACUUGUUGAUUUAUUCACAAAACAAGAUUGGAUUCAUGAAUGUUACCUUCUUGUGGCCCACUCUGUGUUUUCGCGUUACACGAAUAACUGCAUCAUUGUCUUGGGGUUGGUUUUGCUGGUCGUCUCCUACCUUUGCCGCCUAAAAUCGUACGGUGGUCCAGCAUUGUUUCUGCGCAUGUCUUCGCGCACAAAGAAAUACGUGGCCUCUCUGCUGUUCGUGCUUUUACCGUGGAUAAUAGCGAUUCCUCUGACUUUUUCCAUCGCUUUGAGUGGGAUACCUCAAAGACUAAUGGAUAAUUAUUGGUACAAUUCAUUCUGUAUUUUUUUCAUGGAACGUUGGGCCGAAUUCACGUUGAGUAUUUUUAUCGUAUUCAUUCCUAUCGUGCUCAUGAUCGUCUUGGUUAUACUUACACUCAUCGUGUACAGAAGACAGACAGUGAUUCGCGGUCCUACAGACCAGAAUACAACGCUCGAAGGUCCCUCUGUGCAUGUGGCUGCUGCAAUAAUCUGUAUCAUUGUGUCUGUGGCCAAAGGUCUUGACACUUUCAUAAUAAAUCUUAUCCCGUCACACGAGAUAGAGAUUGUCACAUCGGCCACCCUCUUAUGUAUAAUCAGCAUGAUGCCAUUUGUCCUGGCUUUUCUAUGGCUGCUGGCCCUGAAGGACUUGCGAGCACAUUCAUGCGAGAUCUUAGCCCGAAUUUCCGUCAAGUUUUGCAAAAAGAGUACUUCUGACUCAUCAGCAUUGGUGACUUUUAACGCACUUAGCCAAGAAGUCUGACGAUUUGAUUUUAAUUGGUCUGACACGUGCUACAAGUUUUUUUGAUAAAGUAUGAUUUAUGUUUUAAGUACUUUUGAUUUUUGAGCCAUUCACAUGUGUACAAGGUAUUCCAGAUGUGCUGAAAGUCCUGAAAUUGACAAGAUAUGUGGGUGGAACCAUGUAUGUGAAAAUGCUGAGGUUAGAAUUUUGCGUUCACUUUUCCCAGUAGACGUUUCUGUGCAUGUUAUUGUUUAGUAAUUGUAAACUUCUUAGCAGUCAAAAGAAUGUUGUUAAAUUUCUUAUUGACUGAAGUCCUCGCAUUUUAUUUAAAGCUGUCAAAAUCACGUUCUAACUGUUGUCCAUAGUUGGUCCCCCACUACUUAAAUUCUUAAAAACUAUUCAGAGAACUCACUGAUUGUAAGAUGGAUGCCACAUUUUUUUAAAAAUCUUUCAGUUAGCACUCUGAACAAAAUUUGAAAUAGUUAAACCUUUAAUCAAAGUUUAAACAAUUACCCUGUCAUCACAUUGUACCAUAUUUGACAUUAUUUAUUUUGGAGUCCAUCGUUUGACCUGUUGUGAUCGUAAUGAUUUUGCUGGACUAUUUUUUGUGGUUCUGAUAUUUUUAUUGACUUGUACAACUUAAGCUGAUGCGUUGACCAACAUUCCCUUCUUUUUGACGCCAGAUUCCUCUUAGUCCAGUUUCAUGUUUGUGCAUGUCGACAGCGAGAUGAACCUUGUGUAAUGUGGCAAAACUGCUUGAUGACUAGACGCAGCAAAACCUGUUUACAGUUUUUCUGACCCGCAGAAAGGUUUAUUCUAAGCGUUCUUGUACAUCACAAUACUGAUAAUCGCGUGCAUCACUUUAUUGCUAAUCCUGUACAUCGCUAUACUGAUAAUCAUUACAUCGCGAUACUUAAUCCUGUACACCAUACUGAAAAUUUAGCACAUCACAGUUUCUUAUAAUUCCGUACAUAACAAUACCGACAAUCCCGUGCAUCACGGUAAUUGGAUAUUAAUUAAUAUACUGAUGACUGGAGACAGCUUGCUAUUGCUUUGGCACUUUUUCUCGUGUGUGUGUUUAUAAUUUUUUUAAAGUACUUUUUUACAAAUGUGUGAGUAACUUUUCACCAACUGUUUGUUAAUUUAUUUUCUUUAUAGAGUGCCAUGAUAAAUGCUUCUAUAUAAAUUUUUUACUUUUGUUUUCUAUAACACCAUCUAUCGUGUCUUGUCUGUAUUGCAAACAUUGUUGUAAAAAGUGCUUUCUGACUAUACGUUUCCAGUUUUACCAAUUUUGUACUACUUGUACUGUGUUAUGUGUAUGAUGAUGUUUGCUAUAAAGUAGAAGAGAGUUGUGGGAAGUAUAUGAUUUUCUUGAAUUGUCGUUUGACACAAAAAUAUAAAUCCCACACUGCAUGCAUUCUUCUACAUUUUACAUUUGAACAUUAUCCCAUAAGGCGAAAGUGAAAUAUGGGUGAUGUCAACAACUUCAGUGACCCGAGUAGCAGCCAAAGUGCCAACUUCAGUUAAUUGAUAAAGAUUAAUUUUGAUCUGUACAAGUUCGGAGGAAACAAAGUAACAUUAUUUAUGCAUUUACUUUGAACAGUAUUACAAGUAUUUAUCUUGAAAAACAAUCAUGGCAAACCGCAAACGUCCGGCACUUAGGCCGUGUAAGUCCCGCGAAUCAUUUGGUCUGGCCAAGUCAAGACAACCGCAAGCAGGACUCGAAAUUCGAUAAAUCUUUUUUUCAAAACAACUUCAAUAUAUAUUAAAUGAAUCAUAUUAAUAACGUAAAUUUCGAGGGACAAGUAAGAAACUCCAUUAUGGGAGAGACAGGACACAUAGAUUACAUGACCCAGACAAAUCACGUGGUCCCUCUUCCUUCACUGCGGUAAAUCACAAGAUAGUCAUUUCCAGGUAGGCUAGAAAUGUAAAUGUUGCAAAUGUGUUAACACACUCUGGUAAAACUAUGGCUUGAACAAAAAUGCAGGUUAAUUUUAAAGUUGAUAAUUUUGUGUGACCCGCGAAUGAUUU
Molecule: messenger RNA, 3569 nt
Organism: Pomacea canaliculata
Lineage: Eukaryota; Metazoa; Mollusca; Gastropoda; Architaenioglossa; Ampullariidae
Exons: 2
Coding region: 492-1559 (355 amino acids)
Cellular component (GO): membrane
Source: RefSeq, a predicted model, not a curated record